CUUUCAACUCCUGCAAAAUGAGAGCUAGAGAAGCGCUGAGAGUUUAGCAGAGCCCCAGCUGAAUUACUUCUAAAUGUUGAACUUUUACUUCUAAUAUUUGGAACAUGGACGCGCAGAACAGCACCGCGGCGCGCGGGAUCGAGCCCAGGAUUCCCACCAUUCCCGCCAUCAUGUUCAUAUUCGGGGUCAUCAGUAACAUAAUCGCCAUCAUCGUGCUUUGCAAAUCGAGAAGAGAGCAGAAGGAGAGCACGUUCUACACGCUGGUCUGCGGUCUGGCGGUCACGGAUCUCCUCGGAACAGUCCUGGCCAGUCCGGUGACCAUCGCGACAUACGUGAAGGGCGCGUGGCCUGAUGGAGACCCGCUGUGCCAGUACUUCGGAUUCGUUUUGCUAUUCUUCUCCCUGGCGGGGUUGAGCAUAAUCUGCGCCAUGUCCAUCGAGAGAUACAUCGCGAUCAACCACGCGUAUUUCUACAACGAUUACGCGGAUAAGAAGCUCGCCGGGGUGACGCUUCUCGCCAUUUACGCGUCAAACAUCAUGUUCUGCGCGCUCCCGAGCGCGGGUUUCGGAGAGGUUAAGAUGCAGUAUCCUCAAACCUGGUGCUUUAUCGACUGGAGGACCAAUGUCAGCACGCAUGCCGCGUUCUCCUACAUGUACGCUGGGUUCAGCUCGCUCCUGAUCCUGGUCACGGUGAUCUGUAACGUGUUGGUGUGCGGCGCGCUCAUCCAGAUGCACCGGAGCUUCGUGCGGCGCACGUCUCUCGGCACUGACCCGUUCCGAGCGUCGGACCCCGGCAGGACCCGCAGCUUCGGCCGCCUGGCAGGCGCGGAGAUCCAGAUGGUGAUUCUCCUCAUCGCAACAUCUGCUGUCGUGCUCAUUUGCUCCAUCCCGCUCGUUGUGCAGGUGUUUCUCAACCAGCUUUAUAAGACGCCAGUGGAGAAAAGGCUGGACCGAAACCCAGAUCUGCUGGCGAUCCGCUUCGCCUCCACCAAUCCCAUCCUGGAUCCCUGGAUCUAUAUUCUCCUGCGUAAAGCCGUGCUCUCCAAGCUCAUCGAGAACAUCAAGUGUCUCUUCUGCUGGCUGGAGUCUCGGAGACGGCAGGGACAGGGGCUGGACGGAGCGCCCGUGUCCUCAGCCUCCAGAGACUCUCCGUUUGCUGUGUCUGGAGAACUGGAGGAGCUCGCUGAAGCCCCUGACACCUGUCAAUCAAACCUCUGUCUGUCCGAAGCGGCUUCUCAAUCCUCCGAUCGCAGCAGUUUAGACAGUCGCUCCAAAGAGCCCAGCUUACAGAUGACCAUAACCAACGAGACCCUCCUGGAGAAGAGCAUCUGAAACAGUGACGCUUUAACCUCCAAUAAUUCACUGAUUAUUUAUUUAUUUGAGCAGUUUAUCAGCUUUUAAUGUACUCUUUAAGUCUCUGUAAAUAAAGGUUUUCUUGUACAGUAAAGAACCAUUUUUGGUUCCCCAAAGAAACUUUCAGCGAUCGGAACCAUUUUUUCUUUGUAAGAAGAACGUUUAAAAAGUAUUAAAAACAUUUUUCCACUAUAAAGAAUCUUUUGUGGUUCUUCAUGGAACCAUCGAUGCAAACAAACAACCUUUUUUUCGUAAAACGUGAACCCUGUUCCGGAGCCUGCAUUUGCAGGAGUUUGGACAGUCCACAUGUGUUUGUUUUCCCAGAAGAGUUCAAAUCAGUCACAUCAAGAUCAACAAGUCGAGCCCUGCAGGAAAUAACCAAGUCGAGAUGUUUUCAUAAAAACCCUUUCCAGUUUCUCGGUGCGUCCUGCUUCCCAACCGCAGAUAAAUAAAUACGGUGUGUGUGUGUGUGCGGUUUGUUCUGGUGUGAGACGCUUCAUCACCUGAUCAUAAACUGAUCCCAGACAACAAACCUGUGCCAACGCUCAGUGUUCUCUACGCAUUCAAAACCAAAGGUUUAAAAUAAAAAAUUAUCGAAUGAAAUCAUUCCAUUUGAGCAGUUUGCAAACAUGUC
Molecule: messenger RNA, 1986 nt
Organism: Pimephales promelas (fathead minnow)
Lineage: Eukaryota; Metazoa; Chordata; Actinopteri; Cypriniformes; Leuciscidae
Gene: ptger4a
Product: prostaglandin E receptor 4 (subtype EP4) a
Biological process (GO): inflammatory response; positive regulation of cytosolic calcium ion concentration; cellular response to prostaglandin E stimulus
Cellular component (GO): plasma membrane
Molecular function (GO): prostaglandin E receptor activity
Source: RefSeq, a predicted model, not a curated record